GGGAAAGUCUUUUACCAAAUUGUCCUGAACAGAGGAAAGGAGUCCAGAGACUCAACACUUUUGAAGAUCCGUAUAUCAAAGAGAGAGAAGACCAAACUCUGCAACUCAAAGGUCAUCUGAUUCGUGGAUCGGAGCUGUCUGAAUAGCAUCAGAUAAUAAUAGCAAUUUAUGCAUCAAAGUCUCUGUUCACCUCUAAUGGCGUGAAACCUCAGAUGCUCUAGUUCAUCCAGGUACUACUAACUCUUGCCUCUUGGUCGAAAGCUGAAACCUUUGUCUACAAAUCGAUUAACCCACAAGGAACAACAACUUUUGGUUCUGUCUGAAUGAAUUGAAGUUCCGUAAGAUGUCGGAAAAGAGCAUGCUUUCCUCAAGACUCCUCUUUUACACGAUAACAGUAUCGACGCUGCUAUUCAUCGUCUCUUCUCUCUUCUUCCUCCAACGCAACGACUCUUCUUUCACUUCAAGCUUAGUCCGCAAGCUGAUUCUUCCAAGAACAGACAUCAAGAACGAGCAAACCGGUAUUAAACCGGUCUCGUGUGGUGUGUUAAAGGUGUUCAUGUACGAUCUCCCCUCUGAGUUUCACUUCGGGCUAUUGAACUGGCACAAGAAAAGGUCCGAGACUUGGCCUGAUGUCAAGAACGUUAGCACAGUCCCGUCUUAUCCUGGUGGGUUGAAUCGUCAACACAGUGUAGAGUAUUGGCUCACGCUUGACUUGUUAGCUUCAGAGACACCUGAGGUUAAGAGACCAUGUCGUGCAACUAGAGUGAAGAGUUCUAUCGAAGCUGACAUUGUCUUCGUGCCCUUCUUCUCCUCGUUGAGUUACAAUAGGAAGUCUAAGCUCACUGGGAACGAGACCACCAGUGUUGAUAGACUGUUGCAGGAGAGACUAGUUGAGUUCUUGAAAAGUCGUGACGAGUGGAAGAGAUUUGAUGGGAGAGAUCACUUGAUAGUAGCUCACCAUCCAAACAGUUUGCUCUAUGCAAGAAACUCGCUUGGCUCUGCAAUGUUUGUUCUCUCGGACUUUGGUAGGUACCCAUCAUCGAUUGCUAAUAUUGAGAAAGAUAUCAUUGCUCCUUACGUGCACGUUGUUAAGACUGUCUCCAACAAUGAGUCAGCUCCGUUUGAGAAGCGUCCUGUGUUGGCGUAUUUCCAAGGAGCUAUCUACAGAAAAGAUGGUGGAACUAUACGGCAAGAACUGUAUAACCUCCUUAAAGAUGAGAAAGACGUUCACUUUGCAUUUGGAACCGUAAGAGGGAACGGGACUAAACAAACCGGUAAAGGCAUGGCUUCUUCCAAGUUUUGUCUCAAUAUUGCAGGUGACACGCCUUCCUCUAACCGUCUUUUCGACUCCAUCGUUAGCCAUUGUGUUCCGGUUAUAAUCAGUGAUCAGAUCGAGCUUCCAUUUGAAGAUACGCUAGACUAUUCAGGUUUCUCUGUGUUUGUGCACUCUUCUGAAGCUGUGAAGAAAGGGUUUUUGGUGAGUCUCCUCAGAGGGAUAACAGAGGAUCAGUGGAAGAAGAAGUGGGAGAGACUCAAAGAGGUUGUUAGGUGUUUUGAGUAUCGGUUUCCUUCUCAGCCUGGAGAUUCAGUGGAUAUGAUUUGGUCUGCGGUUUCGCAUAAGCUUUCUUCACUUCGGUUUGAUGUUCAUAAAAAGAAUAGGUACCGUAGAUCUGAAGUUUUUGAUAGAAGUUUAUCAACUUAAAAAAAUCAUGUAUGUGAGGAUGCUAUUUGAAAAAAGACUCAUUCUCUGUUCUUGCCUCAUUUAUGUUUUCUCCUCUUGAAGUUGAAGAGCAAAGUAUAUAACUCAGCUGGUCCAAAUUCAGACAUUAAACAGAGAAGUCUUAGGUUUGAGAAAGACAAAACAAGCAGAUCUUUACAAAGAAGUAGGUUUAUUUGACCGAACAUGACUCAAUCUAAGUUUGCACUCUGCAAUUCUGUGGCAAUCUUUGAGCAUAGAUGUAGAUGAUGAAGAAGACCAUUCUCUAAGAACCCCAAAUGGGUCUCCCCCAUUAAUCAUGCUGUCAGAGCCUUAAAAGCUCUCCUGGGAGAGAAGAAAAUGAAACAUUUAGCUACAACAUGUGUUUAUCAGUUACCAUAUGCUCUGUUAUUAUUUUUGGUAUCACAUUCUCAAACUGUAGCUGAAUGGUUCAUGCUGUUUGCUUGGGUGGAUUACCAAUGUAUAUUCUUAUGCAAAACGAAUUGACACUCGUGUUGUAAAUUUUGGAACCUGAAGGCUUUAGGUGUUGUGUUGA
Molecule: messenger RNA, 2252 nt
Organism: Raphanus sativus (radish)
Lineage: Eukaryota; Viridiplantae; Streptophyta; Magnoliopsida; Brassicales; Brassicaceae
Product: probable arabinosyltransferase ARAD1
Exons: 2
Coding region: 344-1702 (452 amino acids)
Molecular function (GO): glycosyltransferase activity
Source: RefSeq, a predicted model, not a curated record